Messenger RNA from Spirometra erinaceieuropaei, 2790 nucleotides. The record is from the annotation of a GenBank genome assembly. Lineage: Eukaryota; Metazoa; Platyhelminthes; Cestoda; Diphyllobothriidea; Diphyllobothriidae.
AUGGGCACGCAAGGUACUGAGACGGCCAUUUCCUAGGAACGCCUUUCCAGCACGCUAAUGCAUUUGACCAUCUUACACCGCUCUUUUUUUUCCUUAACUGAACUUGUUAAUGUGUCACAACAGUUUGGUUUUUUACUGAAUAGUCAUGUGCAAACGUUUGCAUUACAGGUACAGAUGUUCUAGUCAAAGGACUGCCUGAGGAGUGCGGAAAACGCCCAGCUUCACAGACGCCGGCGGAAAAUUACAAAAAAGGAAAACACGAAGCCCCACCAAAUAGUUGGCCAAGCCACGUAAGUCCGCAAAAUUUUGUUUGUAUUACUUUUACACUAAGGAAUAUUCUCAUUUCUCAUCGCUGUCUGGAUGAUGCUGGAUGGCAGGCGCGAAGGAAACAUCUAUAUCCAUAGCCUGGGUAAUAUAGGCGGAAGUAUUUGUUUUUAUUUCACGUCACCAGUUCUCAGUUUCACUCUGAUCUUAAUCCGUCCUUCUGACUGCAUGAGACCGCCUAAGCUUUCCCGAAACGUCUGCACAAAUAACCUUUGCGAAAUUGGCAAAGAGUCCUAACGGCAAUUUACCUUUAUCUUUGUUAGGUUGGCCUGUACAGUUCGGCGUAUGGUGCAUAUCCAUUUUGUGGAGGAACUCUCAUCUCGCCCACUUGGGUUGUGACAGCUGCUCACUGUGUCGUUCCGGAUGGUUAUUGCUCAGGCAUCCCACUCGGGGUGCCCUUUGACUAUGAGACGUACGGGGGCCAUAAAUUGGUUGUCCGCGUUGGAGACCAUAAUUUUACCCGACGUGGACGUCCUGCAUACAAUGUUCCAGUAAAACAGGUCGUCAUUCAUCCGAGGUUCCGGCUGGAUGCACAGAUUUUUGGCUUUGAUGUCGCCCUUCUAAAGCUGGGCCUAUAUGUGAAACGAUGUACGUUUAGUCAGCAUUUUAAUAUAUUUCUUGGUGAUGAUUACUCCGUUAUUUUGUCUAAUUGGAGCGAAUCGCCCUAGUUCGUUUCCUUUAGGCAACUGCACUUAGGACCUUUCCCAAUAAUAUGCAUAUAAUGCAGCUAAUCGAUCGACCAUAAGACCAUGUAACCACUCAGUAGGCAUAGCGAAUUAAUUACAUAUAUAUUAACACGUAUACAUAUAAAUUGAAUAACAGGCAUCCCAAGAAAUAUAAUAAGAAAGGUGAAGUUCUUUGGGAAACGGCAAAAUUUUAUUGUGAAUUUUCGAGACUGGUUCCCCAGCUCGUCUUCAGACAACGGGCGUGCAGAAACAAUUAACUUCUAGGCUGAGUCUGGCAAAAGGAUUCCAUGAUUGGUUAAGGUCGUCAUCUCGGGAUUGGUUGACUCAGUUUGAAUCUGUCCUUAACGAUUUUGUAUGUGGCAUCUAAAUCGAUAUGCCGGUUGAUGCAUGCCUCAUCUGAGUGCAUCGCCUCCAGGAAUUCGCGGUGAAGAGACGCGACCAUCUAUCCCAGGUGGCCAUGCACACACUGGACACUGUGCAUAAAUUCGCAUGGGAAAACACUCGCAUUGUUGGCGCCUGCCAAACAAGGAAGGGCCGCGAAUUCCUGGAGGCAAUGCACUCAGAUGAGGCAUGCAUCAACCGGCAUAUCGAUUUAGAUGCCACAUACAAAAUCGUUAAGGACAGAUUCAAACUGAGUCAACCAAUCCCGAGAUGACGACCUUAACCAAUCAUGGAAUCCUUUUGCCAGACUCAGCCUAGAAGUUAAUUGUUUCUGCACGCCCGUUGUCUGAAGACGAGCUGGGGAACCAGUCUCGAAAAUUCACAAUAAAAUUUUGCCGUUUCCCAAAGAACUUCACCUUUCUUACGUAUACAUAUUUAUAUAUUAACAUAGGGGUUUUUUGGUCAUAAUAUUGACAUCUUUUAUGCUUUCCUGAUUACAUUGCAGCUAAAAAGCUGGCUAAAUAUGACCUUUACUGAAUUCUGAUACAAAUUAUCUACAUAAGCAUGAAAGGCAGUCACUUAUACAUGUUCGAAGUCUUAUCAAAGGAAGCUUAUUCCGAGAGUACAAAGGGAUCCUCCACACGUAGUAUAUGACAUAAUUUCAGAUAUGUUUCAUUUAACAAGAAUCUACAGCUGUGUCUCCUUCGUCUAGAUAAAUGCAAUUACAUCUAAUAAUGGACUGUCUUUUUCGUCUCCGAAUUAGAUCUUCGCAGUUUGCUUGACAGUUAGCUCAUGCAUUUCUUUUAGCGUUGCAUUUAAAGCAAGGUGACUCCUCGAAUUUAGAAGCGUCGCAUAUUUUGUAACAAAAUAGAGAACCAAACUGUCAUUUAUUUUGAACUGUCUCGCCCUACAAGCAACGUUGGUGGACUUCGCAUGCCUCCCCGAAUUCGGCUUGAAUGUGGAGCCUGGAGACUCCUGUUUUCUUGCUGGGUGGGGACUGAUUCCUAACCCACCAAACGAACCGCUUCCAGAUCAACCAGAAGCGUUAAUGGAAAUCAAAGCAACAGUUGUGGACCCCUCAGAAUGCAAGAAAAAACAUGCGACUUACGAAAAGGAAUUCCACUUUUGCACUGACAUGGAGUUUGGGGUAAGCCGUAGUUUUGAAGAAUACACUCAGUACAUAUGGCAGAAUAUACUAAACAACGUAUUUUCUUGGCUAAUUUAGCCUACAUGCACGGGUGACAGUGGAGGCGGAUUGCAUUAUUUUGCGGAAGAUGGCACCUGGGUGCUCUACGGUGUGCACAGCUUCAGUAGUGGAUGCAAGGGACCGUACACCGUGCACGUUCGGACCGAUUCCGUACGAUUUUGGAUCAAGGACACUGUUGCGACUCUCAACUGA